Molecule: messenger RNA, 5691 nt
Organism: Lepisosteus oculatus (spotted gar)
Lineage: Eukaryota; Metazoa; Chordata; Actinopteri; Semionotiformes; Lepisosteidae
Gene: gdpd1
Product: glycerophosphodiester phosphodiesterase domain containing 1
Biological process (GO): glycerophospholipid catabolic process; N-acylethanolamine metabolic process
Cellular component (GO): endoplasmic reticulum membrane
Molecular function (GO): phosphoric diester hydrolase activity; phosphatidylcholine lysophospholipase A1 activity
Source: RefSeq, a predicted model, not a curated record
UUUUUUUCUGUAUUACAACAGCAUAAGAAGAGUGAUAAAUGAAUUGAAUGGAUGUCAAAAUUAAGGAAACGCUUGAUAAAAGAGGGAUACAAAGUACAUUGAAAACAGGUGCUUCCACACAGGUGUGGUUCCUGAGUUAAUUAAGCAACUUACACCCCAGCGUGCUCAGGGUCCCGUAUAAAAACGCUGGGGAGGCCCAGCUGCCCGUUUUAUUGGCCACGAGGGCGUGUGGAAGAGAUGAGGGGUGGUUGUUGGGGCUCGUCUGGCAGGAGCUUCACUGACAUUGCUGAUGUUUCACGAGGAGCAGUGGCCGAGGAGACGUCUGACAGGAAGACGACUUGAGCUGGGGGCAGCUGGGGAUUUUCCUGUCAGUUGGUAGCAGUGGGUCCACAGCUGCUCCUUUCAGCCUAAUGCUAGAAAAGAGGCUUCUGACAAGAAGCUUCUGUUUUUUUGGGGGGGAGUUGAGACAUUAUAUCGCUGAGAUUCUUUAAAGAGAAAUGCGAAACACACCAGCGGUAAUUAGACAAGAGCUGGCAUGGCAAUCCUUUGAAUUUUCCUUAUGUUUGGUGAUAUCUGACUAUUUGACACAUAGUUCUUUCAAUUUAUUAAAUACUUUCAUUUUUAGUUAAUUCAGCUGCCACGGUGUCGCUGGUCUCUCAGGUCUCUCCUUGUUAAGACACUAGCAGUGGUUCCCGGGUAUUUGAGUGCGGAUGUAUUAAUAGAAUCUGACAAGCCUGUGUGUUUGGCGUUUGAUCUUCAGAGAAACAUGACCCAAGCAGGAGAGUGCAGCCUCGCGGAAGCUUUUCAUUCCUGGGAAGUUAUGUAUCCUUUUAUAUAGAGACGCUCGUAUUCGUGCAUCUUCAUGAACCCAACCUGUAAACAUGUGCCAAAUUGAGUUCAUCUGUGCAAGAGGUGUCACGGUAUGAAGAGAAAAUAAAUUAUCCAUGUCUGUUUGGCGUUUCCCAGCGGUGAUUGUGUUGAAGGCCGGGAUUAAAGGCAAAAUGGCCUCUUAGCACGCACAGUCUUGCAGGGAAGCGGAUUUCGGCUGUUUUGUGCCUCUGGUAUUGUUUGAAAGGCCUACAAUCCACACUGCCGUCCGCUGGGAGCGCAGGGCGCGCAGCUGCCGCCCGCAAUGCACAGAGCAGCGCUCAGCCGGCCGGCAGCCAGUGCGCAUGCCCGUGUUGCGUUGCGCUCCGCAGAGCCGCCGAGCGCCGGAGCAGCAGUCCGGCCGACACGAGCCGGGGGUGGACAGUCCGGCCAGGGCAGCGGUCAGCGCACGGAGGCGCAGCGGGAACAGGAGUCCAGAGAGACCAGCAGACAGACCGGCGCGCACUCGCUGGGGCGUGAGGGAAGCGCUGUAAACAGACAGCAUCUCUGCCGGCUUCCCGGAGUCCGGAGUCCACCUCAGCCCGUCCAGGAGCGAAACCGGUAGCGAAGACGCUGUCGCAGACGGAGCCGGGGACGGACGGACGGACGGAGGGAGAGAGAUGUGUGCUGCUAUUUACGUGCUGUCCACUCUCGGCGGCUACCUGCUCACCUCCGCUUUGCUGCUGAAAUGCCCGUCGCUGCUGCACCGCAGGAAAAGGGAGACUUUCCGGAGCAGACACAUCUCACACCGGGGCGGCGCAGGGGAAAACCUGGAGAACACCAUGGCAGCCUUCAGACACGCGGUGAAGCUGGGUACAGACAUGCUGGAGCUGGACUGUCACCUGACCAAGGACGAGCAGGUGGUGGUGUCGCAUGACUCCAACUUGAAGAGGUCGACGGGGGUCAGCGCUCUCAUCCGCGACCUGUCGUAUGCAGAGCUGCCCCCUUACCUGUGCAAGCUGCAGGUGACCUUCCAGAGAGAGGGCUGCUGCGAGGGCGGCAAGGACAAGCGCAUCCCCCUGCUCAGAGACGUCUUCGAGGCUUUUCCCAGCACUCCCGUCAACAUCGACAUCAAGGCCAACAACGACACACUCAUCAGGAAGGUGUCGGAGCUGGUGACGGAGUUCAACCGGGAGCACCUGACAGUGUGGGGCAACGCCAGCAACGAGGUCGUGCAGAAGUGCUACAGGGAGAACCCUCGCAUCCCGAUCCUGUUCAGCCUGCAGAGGGUGCUGUUGCUGGUGGGGCUGUUCUACACUGGGCUGCUGCCCUUCGUACCCCUGCGGGAGCAGUUCCUGGAGAUCCCCAUGCCCUCCAUCAUCACCAAGCUGAAGGACCCCCAGACUAUGACCAGGAGCCAACGCUUCAUCGCCUGGCUCGCUGACGCGCUGCUCAUGAGAAAGGCCCUGUUCCAGCAUCUAACUGCCAGAGGAAUACAGGUGUACGUCUGGGUUCUGAACGACGAGGAGGACUUCAAGCGGGCCUUUGACCUGGGCGCCACGGGCGUGAUGACAGACUACCCCACCAAGCUGAAGGAGUUCAUGGAGAGGAACAGCCCCAGCUAGAGCCUCGCUCCUGCUCCCUCCUGGCCCUCGGAUGAGGCAGUUUGUCGAGCCGUGGGGAGCCAGCGUCCACGUCUGUCCGCUCAUUCCUGCGGGGAGCACGGCGGGGGGGAGGUCAGCGCCUGUCCUUGCAGGCUUCGCUGGCACUUGGAGCUGUUGUUUCAGUCUGCAUUGUGAUUUGAUUGAUAUCAUUAUUAGUCUUGAUUCCAGGUCACAUGACAACUGCAUUCAUCGGCACCUGGGUAGGCAAGGAUUUUUCUGGUAAAUGAAACGAUUAGACUGAAAUGGAAACUCUGGGGACCUGCUCUGCCCCUGCUGGUCAGAGUCUGUGCGUCCACCCUGAAGCCCACCCAGCUGUCCCGGCCGUUCCUCAGACCUGACCUUGGUGCCCCAUUCUGUGAAAUUGCAAAAUGAUUCAGACUGUAUUCAUAAUGUGCUGUUAAACGUAAUGUUUUAUUCAAAAUCUGGCAACACAAACUGCAGACUUCAAAGUUAGAGUAGAUGUCUGUAAAAACUAAAGAGUCCAAAUUGAAAGAUGUUGAUUGCAUAAGUACUCAGCCCUGUGAACUCGAUAUUUGGCAGUAAUUUAAGCAGCAGUCUUUGUUGGUCAAUCUCAGACAGCUUUGCACCCUGGCUUGGUGCAGUCCCAGCCCAUUCUCCUGGGCAGACUUGCACAAACUUUCUCACGUUGCUUGGGGGUCACUUCUGGACAGGAGUUUUCAGAUCUUUCCACAGAUGCUCUGUAGAUCAGGACUGGGCCACUCGAGCACUUCUUUACUUUCUUAGUCUUAAGCCAGCCUAGUGUAGCUCUGGUCUUGUGCUUUGGGUCAUUGUCCAGCUGUAAGAUGAAUUUGUGUCCUGAUUUUAGGUCUGAAGCAGCUUUUAACAUAAAAUAAUGUUGCCUCCACCAUGCUUGUCAAUAGGGCUGUGUUGACUGACUAAGUGAUGCACUCUGUCGAGUUUAAAUCAGAUUUUGUACUUUGCAUUUAGACCAAUUUUGUCUGAGCACCUUUCACUUGUUAAAGGUCAGCCUCACCAUGCUCAAAGACUUACUAGGAGUCUUCAUGGUUGGAUCUCUUCAGUGGCUGGGCCCCCGACAGAGGCGCCUAGCAGACAGGUGUGUUCGUAUUAUUGCUCACAGACAGAGCUCACUCAGCUAAUUCUAUUGGUCAUUAAGGUAACUCUGUGUGCCUAAAUUAAUUUAGGUUUGCACAGCAAAGUAUUUGAAUACUUUUGCAAGGCACUGUAUAUAGGUGUAAAUGUUUGGGUGUACAGCUCUAGGCUGCUGUUUACAAGCUCAUGUAGUAGCUGUGUCUUUCUGAGCCCAUUGCAGUCAUGCUGGAACCACACUGAUGUUGAACUGAAGACCCCCUGCAGACAGGACCCUCACUAGGUGAGAUGGACUGAACAGGACUUUAAUAGUUUUUAGAAGAACCAGGCGAUUGUUUUCUGUCUGAUACAGUCAGUCGUUUCCAGUACCGUGGUUGGCACAGAGGCGAUCCUGUGUGGUAAAAGUAUCCUAAUUUACAGAACGACCAAAAAAAGGUUAUUUUAAUUGUUUUAGAAGAGCACAACUUAUUGCUGGAGCCCUGUGUCUCUUUACAGUGGAUCUGUAUAAUGGAGAGUUUGACUGAAGAGAAUAUUCCUUGUUGGGAAUAUUUUAAGAAGCAAUAAUUUGCACAAAUCAAAAUGUUUAUCAAGAUGAUUGGUUUCCGAUCCUGUUUGUGAAUUUUUCAGUGUUCUGAAAUAUUCACAAACAAGUACAUAAAAGCAAGUACGUCUUUGUCUUGGAAAGAGUUUAACACUUUUAGAGGGCGGUCACUUCAUUGUUCUGACAAUAUAAAUGAAGCUUUAAAAUCACUUGUAAUCUAUUAGAUUAGAGGAGGGGUUUAAUUACAUUAAAUUAAAAUCUUUCUUCUAAAAUGUAACUGCAGAGAAAGAUGAAUUUCUAGUGUCCAGAAUGAAUCGGGUAAUUCCGCCUACAUGUGACUGAAGCAGAGUAAAUCGAUCUCAUUUCAAGGAGAUUUUUGUGGUUCUUGUAUUUGUACAAGUAUUCUUCUAUUUUUAAAACUUUUCUCAGAGUGUAUUUUGUUACGGGUUCAAAGGUGCUGCGGUGUGAUUUUGGACACUUCGAGCAGGACUCUCUCAAGCUCGUGCAGGUGCUGUUGGGUUGGCUGCUGGGGUCCUGGGGGUUGUGUUUCACAACAAGCCUCAGGAGAGGUCUCCCCAUGAGCGAGAAGCUAUGCUGUGUCAUUUCAUUUCAACUGUUCUGCUGGGAACACGAGCGCAGGCACCUACACUAACGUCGAUCCCAGGGAUCCCGAUAGAGCAUGAUGAGCCAUUCCAGGUUUUCCAAACUGCAGGCCCUUGUAAGUCCAUCUGUGUCCUGGAUGGACCACUGUUUAACGGUUUUGAUGAGCCUAAAAAAAACAGGUGAUUCAACUUCUUAGUAUUUGGCCAAGUCAAGUCCAAUCAAUUGGACAAGAUAGGAUUUUUCCGAGAUGAUUUAAUACGUUUGCUUGAUUGAUGGGUUGAGCUGCUGUAAAACACUCAGGCCUGGAUUAAGGUGCUGUUUUUCUUAUCCCAGGAGAAAUCAAACCUUGAGCACGAGCCCCAGGGCUGGAUCUCUCCUGCAGGAGGGAAACGAGUGCUCUUUACUGACUGGAGAACGCAACACCGAAACAGCUUGGCUGGUGCGAUAUGGACUAACAUAUCGACGCCUCUUUGUUUGAAAUGAUUUUAGUAAUUUUAGUAAUAGAUUUAUGAUUAAUUCUGUAGCUGAGCCUUUUAUCCAGCACAACGUACAGGAGUUAGUGUUACCUGUAUGUAUUUUUUGUUUCGGUUUAGGCCAAGUGAAGGUGUCCUAGCUGGGUUAGUCGUUAAUGUGCUUCAGCUGUGUGUUGGCAGUGCAGGUUGUUGAGGGUGCGAGCAAGUGGGCCGCGCUCUGGCGUGGCUGUCGAGAAGAUAUCUGCCCUUCCUCCAGGUGCUCGGGGGCAAGCGUGCUGAGCUAUUGUUACUGUGGCAGGAGGUGCCCUGAAUGUGUCCCAGGCUCCUGUGUGCAGGGGGCUCGUCUGCUCGGGUGUAGCGGGGCUGUGCAGGAUCGCAGAGAAACCUGCCAGCAGUGACCACAGGCCCCUACAGUGAUGAUGCACUCCUGCCCUUCUCAUCCCUCCCUCACGCCUCGUGUAGGAACGAGCCUUUUCCACACUGUACCACUGAGGCUCCAUUCGUACAACACUGUAAAUAAAUAUUGUGAAAGAGU